AUGGUGUUGCUCAUAUGCAUGCACAGAGUUGCCGAACUUGGUAUUAAUCUUGCUAUUGCAGAUAUUGUCCUUCUUUAUGAUAGUGAUAGUACAUGUACUACUGAGGAGAAAGUGAUUGAGAGGGCUUAUAACUACGUAUCGAUUCUUUUCUUCUUCUUUUUCUAG
Molecule: messenger RNA, 165 nt
Organism: Prunus armeniaca (apricot)
Lineage: Eukaryota; Viridiplantae; Streptophyta; Magnoliopsida; Rosales; Rosaceae
Source: the annotation of a GenBank genome assembly